GUAAAUUCGAGGUCUGGUAGUCUUGAGAGAUAGCAAAAGCAUGGCAGCGGCGCAAGGCACACCGGAGUCGGAUACUGGUAGUUUCGAGUGUUUCAGAAACUACACCGCGCCGGAGGUAUUUGUGCAAGGUCUAGCUGGCAUUGUCGAUCAGCAGGACGUAGAGUCUAUGAUACGUGCUCAGAAACAAAUGUUGCAAAGGUUCGAGAAGACCAACGAGAUGUUGACCAACUGCAAUCAGUUGUCAAUAAACAGACUGAAGACAGCCGGCACCGAAUUCAAGAAACACACCGCUCUUCUGAUUGAAAUGAAGAGGGAUUUGGAUUAUAUCUUCAAGAGGAUUCGUCUGGUAAAGAACAAACUGAGCCAACAAUACCCGCAGGCAUUUAAUGAGGCGGUGAGGAGCAGUCUGGCGGAGGAGGUCAUCGUAGAGGAUAUCGAUUGUCCGGUGAAGCCCCUGGAGCCGGAGAUCGUGCCAUUGCCGUCCGCCCCGACUCACUGUGCCGCCGAUCGUGAUCCCGAUUCAGACGUGCCGGUCGAGGAGUUUCAGUUCACGAAGCUGCGCAAACGACGAAUAAAGAGUAACGACAGCUCGUCGACGGAGAGCAACAACGAUCAGAGUAACGCCGACACGUCUUCCUGCACGUCCGACACCGGCUGAGAGAAAGCCGGGGUCGGGAAAAUACGGGAAAGAGAGUGAGAGAGAGAGAAAGAGAGUAAGAAAGUUUGAGAGAAUGACAGAGAAAGAGAGAGAGAGAGAGAGAGAAUGAAAUCGAGCAAACUAAACGAAGCAAGUAACUCGACGACGCUUAUUAAUCAUGCUUCGAAAAGUCGGACUCAUGCAUCGGCCACUUCGAAUGUUGCCUGCGAGCGUGCGAGCUAAUCAAAUCGAUCGAUCAAUCGGCAAUAAGAGGACCGGGAACCUCGAGACGUCUCGAUCGAUACCACCCACGCACGGAUACCAUAUCUCGAUGUCAUUGUGUAAUAAGCUGCGAGAGCCUGUGAAUACUGUCAAUGUUCAACGAAAUAAAUUCUUUGUACACGCUAGAGC
Messenger RNA from Odontomachus brunneus, 1048 nucleotides. RefSeq names its product kxDL motif-containing protein CG10681. Gene Ontology annotation, biological process: lysosome localization. The record is from RefSeq and is a predicted model, not a curated record. The transcript is spliced from 4 exons. Gene Ontology annotation, cellular component: BORC complex. The coding region runs from base 41 to 658 and encodes 205 amino acids. NCBI's taxonomy places the organism in Eukaryota, Metazoa, Arthropoda, Insecta, Hymenoptera, Formicidae.